This is a messenger RNA of Nymphaea colorata (pocket water lily), 1307 nucleotides long. RefSeq names its product probable CCR4-associated factor 1 homolog 6. The coding region runs from base 25 to 1098 and encodes 357 amino acids. Gene Ontology annotation, cellular component: CCR4-NOT core complex; P-body; CCR4-NOT complex. NCBI's taxonomy places the organism in Eukaryota, Viridiplantae, Streptophyta, Magnoliopsida, Nymphaeales, Nymphaeaceae. Gene Ontology annotation, molecular function: poly(A)-specific ribonuclease activity; nucleic acid binding. The transcript has a single exon. The record is from RefSeq and is a predicted model, not a curated record.
UUUUCGGUAAUUAAUGGUAAAUACAUGCAGAUAUUAAAAGCAUCAAUUAUCAAGAUCCUGGUGGGCAGGUGUGUGUAUAUAUGUUUGUUGGUGUGCAAAGAAGAGCCAUACGAACCGAUCUUAGUGCAAUUGAAAUCACAAGCUCUCUCUCUCUCAAGCCUACCCUUCUCCGAGUUCUUGCUCAUUCUUGGCCCAGCCUUAGUUUCUUGCUCAUUCUUGGGGAAGUUCAUCUUCGCCAUGAUCAACUUUGAUGUCCUCGUAAAACACGUCUGGGAAGACAACUUCGACGAGGAGAUGAGCAUCAUUAGGAACAGCGUCGUCACCAACUACCCCGUCAUCUCUCUGGCCACCCAUUUUCCGUCCGGCGCCGACAGAGUCCCCACCGGGACUGUCUGGGGAGACCCGGCCGCCAACUACUCGGCACUCCUCGGGACGACGGAGAGAAUGGCGAAGUUGACGCAGGUAGGUCUAGCCUUCUCCGACCAGAAUGGGCAUCUGCCUUGCUGCGGCGAGACCGGGAGGCCCUGCGUGUGGGAGUUCAGCCUCACGCCGCCCGGCGAAGCAGCCGAUCCCGAUAGGGAGGAGGACCUUUCGAAGGGGUCAGGCGGCGGAGUCAGAGCCAAGAAAGGGAUCAACCCUUGGAGCCUGGCCGCCGAUCUCUGGCGCUGCAACUUGCUCAUGAACGACAACGUCAGCUGGGUGGUGUUCAAAGGCGGGUUGGACUUCGUAGCGCUGCUCAGGUGGGCGAGACUCAGCGUUCAGGGCUUGCCCGCUGAGCUCGACGAAUUCCUGAGGCUGCAGCGCCUCUACUUCCCGGUGUGCCACGACAUGGCAGCGGCGUUUAGCUUCCACCCCCUUCUCGGCGACGAUGGGACGAUCCACGUCUUGGCCCGCUCCUUGUGCGUGCGAAUGGAGGAAAUGCCUCCUAGCCGGGCGGCCUCCGACUGCCUGCUGGCCCUCUACCUCUUCAUCACCAUGAAGAGUCUGCCCUUUGGCUUUUAUCUGCUGAAGCACAAGUUGAACGCGGUGUUUGGCCUCACCGCCGAAGAAGAAGCUGAUUACGACCUGCCUACGCUUAGCAAUAUGUCUCUGGUUUGAUGCCUAGGCUCGUGUACAAGUGCCUUCUCUUGGCCCAUCGACUUCGGUGCUUCUGCUAGUUCGCUUUCGAUUUCUUUAGAACGGCUUCCUUGAUAAUGGAGGUUGUGCGAUUUAUCGUUGUUUUUACGUGUUCAUCCACUGCUUCUUAGUUUCUUUCUUGGUCGAAUUUGAGAUCUUGUCUAUAUUUGCAAGUAUCGUAAUAAAAGGUC